AUGGCACCAACAAAGCAGGAACUCUCCCUGCUAAUCAACCCCCCUCGUCCCCGAAUCAGUUCAACACAACAACCGCGCCUCUCAGCAGGAAUCCUAGCCCUGCAAUCAACCUACGGCUUCGCCUUCUACUUCCUAGGCACAAUCUUAGUCUCAGGACUCUUCCACCUAGUCCUAAUCCACCGCUCAAACGGCGGUGGUGCGGGCUCCUUCUUCCCGGGUAGCAAUGCUGGCGAGAUUGAGGGUAUUGUCGAGAUGGAUGACAAGAGUAAGGUUGUGAAGAUGCAGCUUGGUGGGAAGGCUGGUUCGAGGCGCAUUUUGCGCAAGGGUGCUUGGAGGGACGUUUGGUUUGGGGGUGGUGUUAUGAGUGAGGCGCUUAGUGGGUUUGUGCUUGGGUGGGCUGGUGUUGGGGGUGUUUUGAGGUGA
Molecule: messenger RNA, 423 nt
Organism: Penicillium antarcticum
Lineage: Eukaryota; Fungi; Ascomycota; Eurotiomycetes; Eurotiales; Aspergillaceae
Exons: 2
Coding region: 1-423 (140 amino acids)
Source: RefSeq, a predicted model, not a curated record